This is a messenger RNA of Mesitornis unicolor (brown roatelo), 414 nucleotides long. RefSeq names its product tetraspanin 32 (gene TSPAN32). The record is from RefSeq and is a predicted model, not a curated record. Gene Ontology annotation, cellular component: membrane. The transcript is spliced from 4 exons. The annotation marks the transcript as partial. NCBI's taxonomy places the organism in Eukaryota, Metazoa, Chordata, Aves, Mesitornithiformes, Mesitornithidae.
UCAGUGUUUUGCACAUACAUAUCUCUGCUUUCAUCUCAGGUGGAGGACAGCAUGAUGGAUGUGUACGAUCUUGUGUAUGAGGAGGUGAGGAAGAAUGCCUCCAGCUUCAGGAGGCAUGAGCUGACUGCCAUCCAUGAAGCAUUCCUGUGCUGUGGGAAGUACUCUCCAUUUGGGGACACAACCAACGUGGAGAACAAGACGUGCCCAUCUGGCCAGAUACACAGUGCAGGACAGGACUGCCUGCAAGAGAUUCAGGCCAUCCUGAAGAAGCACAUGGACUUUGUCUUCAUGCUCCUGGGUGUCACCAUCAUCUUCACGGUUUAUGGGAUGAUCCUGACUUCAUUCCUCUGGUUCUCCAUCCACUUCAACAGCAACCUGGACCGGAAAGGCCAAUACACCCUGCGAGAAAGGUAG